AUGUUUCACACACUGACUUUUAGAAGUGUUGAUACCGCUCUCUCUCUGUUCAUAUCUAUGUAUCUCUCUGUUCAUAUCUAUCCAUGUAUCUCACUUUGUCCAUAUCUAUCUAUCUAUCUCUGUCCAUAUCUAUCCAUGUAUCUCACUUUGUCCAUAUCUAUCCAUCUAUCUAUCUCUGUUCAUAUCUAUCCAUCUAUCUAUCUCUGUUCAUAUCUAUCCAUCUAUCUAUCUCUGUUCAUAUCUAUCCAUCUAUCUAUCUCUGUUCAUAUCUAUCCAUCUAUCUAUCUCUGUUCAUAUCUAUCCAUCUAUCUAUCUCUGUUCAUAUCUAUCCAUCUAUCUAUCUCUGUUCAUAUGUAUCUAUCUAUCUAUCUCUGUUCAUAUCUAUCCAUCUAUCUCACUCUCUUCAUAUCUAUCUAUCUCACUCUCUUCAUAUCUAUCUAUCUCACUCUCUUCAUAUCUAUCUAUCUAUCUAUCUCACUCUCUUCAUAUCUAUCUAUCUAUCUAGCUAUCUCACUCUCUUCAUAUCUGUCUAUCUAUCUCACUCUCUUCAUAUCUAUCUCUCUCUCUCUCUCACUCACUCUCUUCAUAUCUAUCCAUCUUCUUCUCCGGGCGUCGAUUCUAACCCUUCUGAACUUUUCUCUUUCUCUUCCUUCUCUCGUUUCUUCCUCUCUUGUUCUUCCUCUUUCUUCCUCUUCUUCUCUUCCUCUUUCUUUCGUUUCUCUUCCUCUUUUUUUCGCUUCUUCUCCUCUUUUUCUUCCUUCUCUUUCUUCUCCUUUUCCUUUUUCGCCUCGUCCGCUUCGCCUUGAGCUUUUUCCGUCGUUACUCCGGUUUUUACCUGGGCGGACGGUCCUGUACUUGAACCCGUUCCGCUACUGUCGAGUCGUGGUCGUUGUGGUUGUGGUCGCUACCGCUGCUGUUACGGUCGUCACAGUGGGGGACGUCAAUGGUGGGGUAGUUGGGGUCGAUGGCGGUGCUCUGGACGGUGGAGCCGGUCUGCUCGAUAUCGCCGGUGGGGAUGACGUUCUUUCGCAGACUUCUCUUUCUCCUCCUUGGCUUCGUAUGAUUCUGCUGCCCGAAGAAAAAAAAAUCUGUUACUCUAAUACAUCGGCCCCCGCCCCUGUUUUACCCACAAAUUUCCCCCUCCCUUCUCUUCGUCAUCUUUUACAAUUUACCCAACACCCUUUAUCCUCGGGUUUUGAUGAUGACUGUGAUGAUGGUGUCUCCUCAUCUUACGGCACUUUCUUUCUUUCUUCCUUCUCUUAA
Molecule: messenger RNA, 1263 nt
Organism: Acanthosepion pharaonis
Lineage: Eukaryota; Metazoa; Mollusca; Cephalopoda; Sepiida; Sepiidae
Source: the annotation of a GenBank genome assembly